UGCAUCGUGUCCUUCCCGCGGACUGGUCACAUUUAUAUCUUGGAAGAAGUCUUCCGGAUGCUGUCGCAUGGUCCUGGGGGCGAGCAUGUGAGCUGAACCAUGCCGGGACGAAGUUAUGUGAUUAAGAGAUGUGGCAACAAGAUUGUUGAAGGUGCAGAGGAAUGUGACUGUGGUUCCAAAGAAGAAUGCCAAAAAGACCCGUGCUGUGGGCGAGACUGCAAAUGGAAGGAAGGCGUCAACUGUUCCACCGGGCUUUGUUGUCACAAAUGUAACUUUCUCCCAUCAGGAUAUGUGUGUAGGCCGGAAGAAAAUGAAUGUGACCUUGCCGAGUACUGUGACGGGCUCUCAGGUUUAUGUCCGGAGGAUACUUACAAGCAAGAUGGAACUCCCUGUAAAUAUGGAGGAGUUUGUUUCAGUAAGAACUGCAGAUCCAGGUACAUGCAGUGCCAGGGUAUUUUUGGACCGACUGCCAGGGAGGCUCCUUACCAAUGUUAUGAAGUAGUUAAUACAAUGGGCGAUCAGUAUGGUAACUGUGGCAUUAAUAUUAGUCAAUAUAAUAGGUGCACUCGGGACAACGCAGUCUGUGGCAGGCUACAGUGUAUCAACGUUAGAGCCCUCCCCAGUUUGCCAGAUCACUCUACUCUAUUGAUCACCCAUAUGAAGGCAGACAAUCUCAUAUGCUGGGGCACAGGCUACCAUGGAGAAUUAAUAGCCCAUGGGAUACCUGACAUAGGUGUGAUUAAUGAUGGCACCGCCUGUGGCCAUAAGAAGGUGUGCAUUAAGGGAAAGUGUGUUAACUCUGCCACCAUCAUGUUUGACUGCUUGCCUAGCAAGUGCAAUAGCCGAGGUGUUUGCAACAAUAAAAGGAACUGCCACUGCAAGUAUGGCUGGGAGCCCCCGUUCUGUGAAGAGGUAGGACUUGGCGGGAGCAUUGACAGUGGACCCCCUGGACCAAUGGCAGAGGAAAUGCCCGCAUCGUUUCAAGCUGUGUAUAUCAUGAUGCUGCGUAUUAUUUUCUUCGUCAUCUCAGUGAUCGUUGUGUACCUUAGGCAGCUGAUUAAAAAAUGGGUUUAUGACCGCCAGCAGAAAGAAACAGUCGAAGAAGCAAAGGAUGUCGGGUCAGAAAUGUAACCAGGCAAGCCUGUCAUCUGGUACAUUUGGUUCUCUAACAAGCGUAUCAUUUAUUCACACAUUGUUCAUUCUCUUCCCAGAAUGAUUUUAUGCAAAUUUCCCCUGAGUUUAAAAUCAACAAAAAUAAAUGAUAUUCUUGUGCGGAAACAAAUCAGUGCAUUUUUUCCCCCUUAGGAUUCAUUUUCCCUUCAGUUCGGGAUCAAGCGUUAGAUUACCUGGAAAGACUCCUAAUGGCCUAUCUGAAUGUAGUUCAUGUCAGGGUUCAGGGUAUAGUCCUGUCUUAACAUCCCUGGGGAAGUGAGCUCAACUCUCCCCUGUGUGUCUUUCAGCUUCUUCGGGGCUAGGCAUCUACACCUACACAUAUGCACCUGCUACGUGUACCUGUGCACCUGCUGCAUGCACCUGUACACCUGAUACAUGCAACUGUGCACCUACUACAUGUACCGCACACCUGAUACAUGCACCUGUGUACCUGUUGCAUGCACCUGUGUCCUGAUGCAUGCACCUGUGCACCUGCUGUAUGAUACAUGGAAAUAGCACAUUUUAUAAAUGAAACAAACAAACACGUGUGACAAAGGUUGAUUCCUUCAGUGAGACUUUCUGUCAAGUCUCUCUGGUGGAUACAGCUCUGUCUAUUGCCAUGUGGUUUCUGACUUGGUGUUUGAGGUGAGCUCCAAUGGGCCCCACUAUCCUGAACUGUAAUGACACCUGCAUUCUGUACUGGCUAUAGAAGAUGACAGCCCUUAACAGUAUUGGUAGCAUGGCCAUUAACAAAAUUUAAUGUUUGCUGCAUGUAUUUUUUGGUAGUGUUUGUCAAUUUGACCCAAGCUAAAAUCUUCUGUGACAAGGGAAAGAACCUCAACUGAGACAAUGGCUCCCUAAGAUUGAGCUGCAGGCAAGUCUGUGGAGCAUUUUCUUGAUUCAUAGUUGUUGUGGAGGACCCAGCCCAUUGU
Molecule: messenger RNA, 2084 nt
Organism: Myodes glareolus (Bank vole)
Lineage: Eukaryota; Metazoa; Chordata; Mammalia; Rodentia; Cricetidae
Gene: Adam30
Product: ADAM metallopeptidase domain 30
Biological process (GO): male gonad development
Cellular component (GO): plasma membrane; sperm head plasma membrane; external side of plasma membrane
Source: RefSeq, a predicted model, not a curated record